This is a messenger RNA of Diaporthe amygdali, 2247 nucleotides long. RefSeq names its product exported protein. Lineage: Eukaryota; Fungi; Ascomycota; Sordariomycetes; Diaporthales; Diaporthaceae. Gene Ontology annotation, biological process: carbohydrate metabolic process. The transcript has 2 exons. The record is from RefSeq and is a predicted model, not a curated record. Bases 1 to 2247 code for a protein of 748 amino acids.
AUGAGAGCUCUUGAGAACCUCGCUGUCGCCUCUACACAGGCGCUGACCAUGCUUCUCGCACUGCCUUUGGCUGUCUUACCCUCCUUGGCCGCUGCAUCCCAAGGCAAGUACGUCCCCAACAAACCCACCUUAAUAUUGACCGUCACUAAACUGGGCUGCGAGGAAAUAGAGCUCCUGCCAUGGGCACUGGAACCGUUGCCGUUGGGCUCCAUCAAGCCGGGCGGGUGGCUUCUGGCGGAGAUGGAGACGCUCGCCAGCGGCCUGGCCGGCCACCAGCAUGACUUCUACGUGUUUGUCAAUGAGUCGUCGUGGCUCGAUCCCGAGGGCCAAGGAACAGAGUAUAGCAACCUGAACGAGGCCUUACCAUACUGGUUCAACGGCCUUGUGCCGCUGGCAUAUGCACUGGAGGAUGAGCGCCUGAAGGGCCAAGUGCACGUCGUCGCAGAUACCGUGCUCAGUUUGCAAUCCACAGACGGUUGGAUCGGCCCGGAGUCGAUGGAAGACAGGAACUUCUGGGCCCGAAUGCCCCUGUUCCUCGGGCUAAUCAGUCUGGCUGAGGUCAACCCGCUUGACUACCAGGACAAGGUCGUCUCAGGGUUGCGCAGCUUCAUGUUGUUGACGAAUUCUAUGCUCCGUAAUGACAGCCAAGGAUUCGUCAACUGCGCAUCGGCCGUCGACUGCAGAUGGGGCCAAGUCCGUGUGCACGACAUGAUGAUUACGAUCCAGUGGCUUCUCGAGAAACAUCCAAACAAGGCUCAAGACGACCUUCUGUGGGAGAACAUGGAGAUGUUCUACAACCAGACAACCUUCAAGUGGGACGCCUACUUCACUCCAGGGACGUACCUUAAGGUCGUUACAGACCCGACUCCUGGAAACCCCAUGUUUCCGUACCUCCACGGUGUCAACGUAGGCCAGGGGCUGAAGCAGGCCGCAGUGGUGCGGCGCUUCAACAAGAACGACUCGCUGGUCGAGACGGCCUACGACGGCGUCAAUUGGACCUUUACGUACCACGGCUCACCGUCGGGAAGCAUCUUGGCCGAUGAAGUCCAGCGUGAUCUCGCCCCAUACUCGGGAAGUGAGCUCUGUACGGCUGUAGAGACGGGCUACUCGCUGGCUUAUCUCUACCAGGCCCUGGGGUCCUCCUAUUACGCCGACCGGGCGGAGCUCGUCUCACUCAAUGCCCUCCCCGUCAUGAUGCACCCGGAUGGCUGGGGCCACCAGUACAUGGCGCAGCCCAACCAGCCGUGGACUAACAACACCGCCGACCUCAAUAACCCGAUCGGUCCGCCCGUAUUCACCACUUCUUCCACCAAUGUCGCAACACGGUUUGGACUUGAGCCCAUCUACCCAUGUUGCACAGUCAACCACCCACAGGGUUGGCCAAAGUUCCUCUCCAACAGCUGGGUCCUUGUGAACGGCAGUGGUAUCGCACAUGCGCUCCUAUCUCCGUCCUCAGUCUCCACAACUCUGCCGUCCAAUGGCAUCAGCGUAGACAUAAGUGUCGACACGGGCUACCCGUUCACCAACUCGUCGGUCUACACCAUCCAGUCCUCGGACCCGUUCCCGCUGUACCUACGCGUACCGGCAUGGGCCGACACGCAGACUACCGAGAUCGUCGUAGAAGCCGACAGCAGCACGACGUCUUCCACCCCGGCGCCCGACCCAGUCUCUAGGCUCCACCGCGUGGACCUGCCCGCCGGGCGCUCGACCGUGACUUACACCCUCGCCGCCGGCGUGCGCACCGAGCCGCGCGGGAACGGCGCGGUCUCGGUCUACGUCGGCAACCUCCUGUACGCCCUUGACCUCGGCUCCAUCGAGCACAGCUCCCUGCCACACGACUACCGCGUGCCCGCGGGCCCGGGCAUGGACUGGAUCCCCUUCCCGCAGUCGCGGGAUUGGUACAUCAGCAACGCGAAGCCGUGGAACGUCGCUAUCGACACCAGCACGCUGUCGUACACGCCGCCGGCCGACGCGGCCACGGUCGGGUUUGGCAGCUACGCGGAGGGCCAGGGCGGCAUCAUCACCGCGAGGGGGUGCCAGAUCGAGUGGGGCCUGUUCCAGAACUCGACGCCCGAUGUGGUUCCCGCCCCGGGCGCACAAUCCAGGAAGUGCAUCGAUGGCACGGUCGGGGACUAUACCCUGAUUCCGUAUGGCAAGGCUAAGGUGCACAUGAGCGAGUUGCCGACGGUGUCGUUGGCGGCCGCAGAUGAUGGCGACGUGGUCAAGGUUCUGAGGACUCAGGGGUAA